This is a messenger RNA of Wallemia mellicola CBS 633.66, 1582 nucleotides long. RefSeq names its product WD40 repeat-like protein. The transcript has 2 exons. Gene Ontology annotation, molecular function: protein binding. The record is from RefSeq and is a predicted model, not a curated record. Lineage: Eukaryota; Fungi; Basidiomycota; Wallemiomycetes; Wallemiales; Wallemiaceae. Bases 15 to 1523 code for a protein of 502 amino acids.
CUACAAUCACUAAGAUGCCACCAAAAAGACGCUCUUCCCCAAUAAAUGACUUGCCUAUCAACAAAAGCAGGCCAGGAGAGGAAAGACACGAAAAAUCUGACAAUGAGAUGGGCGAAUUCGAAGACAACUACGAAGACGAAUUUGAGUCUGACGGAGAAGUUAUCGACAACGCUAAUGAGGACGACGAUGGUGUUGAAGUAAUGCAGGAAGAAAAUGAAGGUGAAGCAGAAGCAGAGGCUGCAAAAGCUAAACCAUACAUUCCACACCAAUAUAAACUCAAACCGGAUGAAAUUUUAGAACCAGACAACUCAGUUUAUGAAAUGCUCCAUAGCAUGUCUGUUCCAUGGCCUUGUCUCUCCUUCGAUAUCAUGAGAGACGGAUUAGGCGACGAGCGUAGAAGUUACCCAGAGGAAAUGUUUGUAGCAACCGGUACACAAGCAGCUGGUGAUGCUAAUGAGGUUAUGGUUAUGCGCUGGGCUAAUUUAUGGAAGACUCAACAAUCAGAAGACAGUGACGAUGAAGACGACGACGAUAAUGCAGACGAGCAGCCUACAAUUGAGCACAAGUCAAUCCCACACAGAGGUGGUAUUAAUAGAUUCAGACUAGAGAAACUUCCAGCUACCGUAAACCCAACAUCACCAAAUUCUUUCCCAGAUAGACCAUACUUAGGCGCAACAUGGGCAGAUACUGGUAAAGUGCACAUCUUCAACCUUCGUCCACAUAUGCUCUCGCUUAGUAAUCCUGGUUUUAUGAUUGACAAGAAUAAGCACAAUAAGCCACUUUUCACGAUCAACUCACAUGGAAGUGAAGAAGGUUUUGCCUUAGAUUGGUCAACACCAAAGAAUGAGACUGACGAUUUAAGACUACUUACUGGUGAUUGCGGUGGUAACAUACACUUAUCACAAUUCACAAACUCUGGUUAUGUACCUUCAUCAGGUGCUUUCACAUCCCACACAUCAUCAGUUGAGGAUCUCCAAUGGUCACCAUCAGAAGCUACAGUAUUUGCAUCUUGUUCAGCUGACAGAACCGUCAGAAUUUGGGAUACUCGUGUUAGAAACAAGAAGUCAGUCGUAAAUGUCAUGGAUGCUCACGAUGAGGAUGUUAAUGUUAUUAACUGGAACAAACAAACUGAAUAUCUUUUGGCAUCUGGAGGUGAUGAAGGUAAUGUCAAGGUUUGGGAUCUCCGUAACUUCAAACCAAACAUGACAUCAAGACCAGACCCAGUCGCCAACUUUGAUUGGCAUAAGGGUGCUAUCACCGCCAUUGAAUGGCACGCUACAGAGCAAUCAGUCUUGGCUGCAUCAGGUGCUGAUGACCAAGUAACUCUCUGGGAUUUGGCUGUUGAGUUAGAUCAAGAGGAAUUGGCACAACAUGAGAUUGAAUCACAGGUUCCUCCACAGCUUAUGUUCUGUCACCAAGGUCAGAAGGAUAUCAAGGAGGUCCAUUGGCACUCACAAAUCCCAGGUUGUUUCGUCACUACUGCAUCAGAUGGAUUCAACGUUUGCAAGACAAUUUCUAUUUAGAUGGGUUUGCGUUGGACAUGAACUUUCUAUUAUUAUUUUUUUUUCAUGCAUUUAGAUUC